Molecule: messenger RNA, 2471 nt
Organism: Paramecium pentaurelia
Lineage: Eukaryota; Ciliophora; Oligohymenophorea; Peniculida; Parameciidae
Source: the annotation of a GenBank genome assembly
AUGUCAUCUGAUCUAGAUAAGAAAUUGUGUUAAAAGCAUAAGUUAGAAAUUUUAACGAUAGAUUUAAAAUAAUCAACUGCUCAAGAUGACAAAUACCUCUGCAUCAAGUGCCGAAUGGAAAAAAUUGAUAUUUAAAACAUGGCUUUGGUAGAAGAGACAAAAACUAUGAUUAAGUAAAUGAAGAGUGAGUAAUAUAAUAACAACAUUAAGGAGUAUUAAGGUAGGAUUGAAAAUUUUAGAUAAAUACAAUCAUAAGUUAAAGAAUAUAAGUUGUUAAUUAACAAAACUAUAGAUAAAGUUUAAAGCAACAUAGAUUAGAGAAUCACUCUAAUGGAAAAUGAACUUGAUGAAUCAUAAUCACAAACAUUAAUUUCUACUUUUGAAGAAGAUGUCAAAAUAUUAUCAUAGAAUUACAAAGGAUCAUUCAGCUUUGAAGUUCCUAAAGAAUUGGAGAAGUUUCUUGAUGACAAUUCUUAUAUUGAUUCUAUUCAAUAAUAAUUACAGUCGAUAAUUAAUUGUCCAAAAUUGACAUAAAUCAAGGAAGCCUUAGAAAAGGCUAAAGUUGAAAAUGGACAUACAGAAAUAAAGUAAGUCUAAUUACUUUCUAAAAAGGAAGAAGAUCCAUUAGUAAUUAUUUUUAAUUAUAAAAAUAGAAAACACCUAGUUUGAAGAUUUAAUGUAAUAAACAUGGAAGAGAAAUUAUCAUGUUUAAUUUGAAUCCUGAAAAAAUUCAGUUUUCUAGAUUAGCAUGUGUUGAGUGUAUAUAAUCAAAUGAUCCAAUCAAGUACACAACUUUAGAAGAUGCUAGUUUUAGAUGGAAUGAAUAUUUAGGAUAAACUAGUGACUAGGUUAAACGAUUUCAAAAUUAAAGAUGUUUAAAAUCAUCAUAAAUCAUUGAGAUCCUCCAAGAAAUUUAAGAAAAGUACAAUAGCAGUAUUUCAGAAAUAAUCAAUAAGGUAAAAAUUGAAUACUAAAUGUACUCUUUAAAUGAAAUUAAUGAAUUUAAUGAAAAUAUGAUUUUCGAAAUGAGUACUGAGUAAGUUAACGAAUUAACUGAAAUAUUAAGUAAGAAAGACAAAUUCUAAGUUUUGGCUGAAAAGUAAUUAAAUAUUUAAAAAGAAGACCUUAAUCAACUGGAAAUCAUAUCAAAUAAUUUUGGAAAAUUACUAUAAAAUGAUUUACUUGCAACUGAAAGGAUUAAUAAGAUCUUUAAGGACUUUAGUUCCAAUUUUUAUAAUGUAAAGGAAUGGAAAAUUGAUACUUUAAAAGAAGAUAAUCCAAUUUCAAAUCAUUUAUAGAUGAAACAACUUAACUUAUAAUUACAACAUUUUAUUUUAUAUUAGGACAUCUUAAAUGAGGCCUUAAAUUAGUAUAAUUUAAUCAUACUAACAAUAAAUAGUUUGUCUAAUGAAUUCAAAGAUAUUUAAUUAUAGCAAGUACAACUUUAUUGUUAUUAAUAAGUUUAAACAAUAUGUAUCAAAGUUUGAAAAAGAUUUAUCUCUUAUGCACAAAUUCUCUUAAUUUGAUUAAAUUGAAGCUGAGUUGAAAUUGCAUAAACAAGAAAAGGAAUCACUGAAAAAUCAACUCACAGAAAGUGAAAAAAUUAAUUUAGGAAAUCAAUAAAUUAUUAAUGACUUUAAGAAAAAUGAUGCAGAAUAAAUAAAGCUAAUAUAAGAUUUGAGGAAACAAAAUGAAGGCUAAUCAAUUAAAAUAAAAGAACUUGAAUAAUAAAGUAAAAAUUAAAUUUUAUUCAAUAUCUUAUAGAAACUUAAUGUGAAGUUAUUGUUAAGGAGAAACAAGAAGAAUUGUAAAUUUGUUAACAAUAAAAUCAGAAGUAAGAGUAAAUGCUGAAAUAAUUAUAAUAAACUUUGGUAUAAGUAAAGGCUUUAUUUCAAGUAGGAUUAGUAAUUUUCUUAAUCACUAACAUUCUCAACAAUUUAUAAGAAUAGCAAUUGUUCAGUUUCUUAAAAUGGAAAAGUUAUUGAAACAAGUUAUAAUGGUUGGUAAUGUUGUAUGUGUGAUUAAAUGAUCCCUAAGAAUGGUGUGGUUUAAUUUGCUAUUAAAAUAAUUGAAAAUUCUAACAUUAUGAUAGGAAUUGGUUUUAGGGAUAUUGUAUAGAGUAAGAAUUAUAGUUGUUGUCAUGGUUUAGGAGGAGGGUAUAUUUAUGAUAUUAAUAGAAUCAAAAUAGAACAUAUAAUAUUUAUUAUAAUGGUUAAUGUUAUAAUCAUGAUUAAUAAGAUAAAAGUGGGUAAUAAAUCGCAUUUCCAUUUUCAACAAAUGAUAUUAUAAUUGUUGAAGUAGAUAUUUAAAAGAAGUAAGUAAAAUGGAAAAAGUAAUCCACAAACCAAUCAUUUGUAUUAAUUUCUAUUUAUUAACAGACUUUGAAUAUUGAUACAUCCAAAGAAUUGUAUCCCUGUGUACAUUUACAAGGUAGAUGUAAAGUAGAGAUAUUAAAUUAAGGGUUCAAAUGA